Westerdykella ornata is the source of this 844-nucleotide messenger RNA. Its product is annotated as Nnf1-domain-containing protein. Gene Ontology annotation, cellular component: MIS12/MIND type complex. Gene Ontology annotation, biological process: chromosome segregation. Lineage: Eukaryota; Fungi; Ascomycota; Dothideomycetes; Pleosporales; Sporormiaceae. The coding region runs from base 24 to 689 and encodes 221 amino acids. The transcript has 2 exons. The record is from RefSeq and is a predicted model, not a curated record.
GCCCAACUUUACUGAGGUCCGCAAUGCCGUCGGCCACAAAUCCAGAACUGCGUUCCCCUUCGCCGACGCCCGCACCACCUAUUGCAGAAACUCCCGGACCCCGCGCGGCGGGCUUGUUGAAGGUCUUCGACGGCGCUGUGAAAUCUACCCUGGACAAGUGUUCGCCCAACAACUUCGCCUCGUGUUUUCCGACUAUUGCAGAGUACAAUCCCGACGCGCUUGAGAGCAUCAGAACCCAAAUCAUUGACCAGCUUGACCGCGCCUGGCGAGCGAACUUUGAGGAGAUUCUAAAGAAGCGCGAUGUGGUGAAGUCCCUCAAUGGGCUGGAUCAAUGCAUAGAAGAUGCGAAGCGGAGAAAGAAAAAGGCGGAAGAAGAUGCAAAUGGUGGCCCAAUUGAAGUUCCCAGGGCACCUCAUACGUUGUCUCCAUCCGAAAUACAUCUCGCACAUCUCAUGCCUUUUCUUGAGCAACAAUCGGCCGCUAUGAAGACGCAGCUCGAUGCGACACAGAAAGCAAAUGCCGAGCUCGUUUCCACUGUGACAUCGCAACGCGCCGAGAUCGAAACUCUAGUUCGGGGACUAGAAAGCGUCAUCCAUGACUUGGAGACAAGCGCGCAAAUAAUGGGCCAGGACGAUGUGCAAGGCCUAGGCGCUGAAAUCAGAGAUCUAGAAACGGAGAUGAGCAAGUGAUCGGGGACACGAGGACCCGGUUCGUGAGUCUCCCGAACAAUUGAACAGCAACGGCUCCUGGCAAGCCCCUGCUUGCAUGGUUUCCGGAUAGCAGCGAAGCGCUGGCGUAGCCUCCACCGGGACAGAAGGGUCGAAUUCCGGCCAAGCUCUGCGCC